CCCUGUCAGUUUAACAGCUGCGGCUCGCGCUCCAGUUUGUUGAGGCUCACGGCGGCAGGCGGCAUGUGUAGCUGGGCAGGGGGCGACUCCGUUUGACCAGCAGCGGUAGAUUCUUUUCGUCGACAACCAGCCAGCCAGCCGGGGAGGGCAACGACAAGCCUUCAUCACGGUGGCAGUGUGAAAAAUAAGCUCCUCGUUGACAGCGAGGGAGAGAAUAAUGAGAAUAGUGGAUUUGGGUUCUACUUGUAGGUACAGCGCAGCAGAAGAAGCUCUCCGAAAGAUUUGGACAUGAAGAAGGAUAUAGACACACUCAUAGCAGAGGAACGGGCUGAAAUCAUCUCGAAAUAUGACAAGGGUAGGCAGGAGGGUGUCAAGAUUGACCCAUGGGAGGAUGCUGACUACAACAUUUAUAAAGUCACUGACCGCUUCGGCUUCCUGCAUGAGGAAGAAUUGCCAACACCUACUGCUCUUGAAGAGAAGCAAAAGCAGCACGAGAUGGAGCGAGUAGAGAAAUGGCUGAAGAUGACGAAGAAAUGGGACAAGUACAGGAACAGUGAAAAGCUGGUGAAGCGUGUAUAUAAAGGCAUUCCUCUUCAGCUACGAGGGCAGGCUUGGGCCUUGCUUUUGGACAUAGAGAAGGUUAAGCAAGAUAACGAGGGAAAAUAUGAGAAAAUGAAGCAGCAGGCUCGCAACUUCUCCACAGAGAUCAAGCAAAUAGAUUUAGAUGUCAACAGAACCUUCAGGAACAACAUCAUGUUCAGGGACCGCUUUGGAGUCCAGCAGCAGGCCCUGUUUCAUGUACUAGCAGCUUACUCUGUCUAUAAUACGGAGGUGAGCUACUGCCAGGGGAUGAGUCAGAUCGCUGCCAUCUUGCUCAUGUACCUGAAUGAGGAAGAUGCCUUCUGGGCUCUGUCCCAGCUCCUCACCAACAGCAAGCAUUCCAUGCACGGAUUCUUCAUCCCGGGAUUUCCCAAGUUGCAGCGAUUCCAGGCUCACCAUGAGCUUAUUCUCUCUAAAAUGCUGCCCAAGCUGAAGAAACACCUGGACAAGGAGCAGAUGACAACAGGGAUUUACACCACCAAAUGGUUUCUUCAGUGCUUCAUUGAAAGAACCCCCUUUACUCUCACCUUGCGUUUAUGGGACAUCUACAUUCUGGAGGGGGAGAAGAUGCUCAGUGCUAUGGCUUACACAACCCUCAAGUUGCACAAAAAGCGCCUGCAGAAACUUCAGUUGGAGGACCUCAGGGAGUUUCUUCAGGAGCAGCUGGUAGCUUCUUUCCUCCUGCCUGAUGAUGUGGUGGUCGAACAGUUACAAGCAGCGAUGUCUGAGCUACGCAGUAAAAAGCUGGACCUUCCUCCACCAGCCAAGUCAGAAGAGCUGCCAAAAAAGCCUCUGGGUCAAGAGAGACCACUUCUUCUAAUGCCAUUGCAGCCUGACUCUCCUCUGGAGGUAAAAAUAAAUCUGCAGCCUCACAUUCAGCCUGAUACACAGUCCCAGCAAACGGAUGACAUCUCUCUACAUCAGCCGUCUUCUGCUGAAACCCAGGACUCACAAAGCCUCUCCAAGGCAAACACACCUGGUUUGCCUUCACCAGACCCAGUUGUGGUCCACACACAAGGAACGCCUUCUCCUCUGAGGCCUUGUAGAGCACCUCCGAUACCCCCAAAAGCAGACAAACCCUGUGCUGAGGUAGAGUUGGUCAGAGAUGUGAAGGAGUCACUCCCUGUGGUUAGCCAAGAUGGGGAGAAAUGGGAUAAUCAGCCCAGAAACCCAGAGACCCAGGACGAGCCUGUGGACUGGCCUCCACCCUAUGAGCCCCCAACUUUGGAUACUCUUACCAUGCAGAUGGAGGAGGAAAUCAUGGACCUUCCAGAUCUUCCACCUCCACCUUUCUUUUACUCUGAGCAGAAUGACCAAAUGCCCUUGGGCAGGAAAUCGCCCUGCCUGGGGGAAAGGCCUGCCCCAGAGAGCCAGCGGUACUCUCCUUCCCCCCGUUCUGCCUCACCACUGGUCACUCAGAUGAAGGUGUCUCCAAAACCAUGCCCAAAACCACCCAUGUCUCUUGACCUUGCACAGAAAAAACCUCUUCCCCCAAAACCCUCCCCUCACCGUGCCUUCACUGCAGCCUCCUCCUCCUCCUCUCCCAGAAUUCCCCCAAAGCCAACCAAGUUCCCAGUCUCGCUCUAUGUCCCGGUGUCCGCGGGAGACAGACGGCCUUCCAACACCUCCCAGUACGACAACCUUUCUGAGGCUGAUGAAGAUGAUCGCUACCUGGAGAGACUGCUGGGCUCCACUCCUGAGGAAACUCCCAGCAUGCACAACAACCCGCCAUAUGCCAUCGACAGAGACUAUGACCCAACUCUCUACCCCCUGCCUCCACCUCCUGUCUUCAUCCCUCCGUCCCCAUCUCCCAUUCCUCCCUCACUGUGUGCUCUUGCUAGUUUGCCUCAGGAGCCAGAAUAUGAAGGAGAGGACAGCUGGGUGGAGGAUUCUAUCAUUCCCCCUCCUCCCCCCAGUUUUGCUGACAGACUUUCUCCCUUCCAGUGCACCACUGCCAGCUGUUCAGACACACACAGAGCCAUGUCGCCUGGUUACUCUAAGCCUUUCUCCAGGGCCCCCAGAGACCAUUCUGCCUUCCCAGCACCACUGUUAUACACUGGGUCUCCUCCUGGUCACUCCAGGUCCUCAGGACAGUCACCUGUAGGGAUUCCCUUGGUUCAGUCCAGCCCAGACUUUUGCAGGAUGCCUCCAGGUGGACAGCAGCUGCCCAAAUCAGUCACAUUUUGAAGCAUCAUUCUUCAAAGCCAGUUAAGAAGAGAAAGGCCAGUAGCUAUUCAGUUUGUCAAAGUUGUGUGUGUGUGUGUGUAUGUGACUUUUUUAUUAAUGUGUACAGAUUUCUUUGAUUCUUCGCCUUUGUAAGGGCGGUAGUGUCAAACUUGUAUUUAAAACUGCUGACUGCGUUACUGCUGGCCGCACAGAUAGUGGGUGUAUUAACUUGCCUGUUCUUGUUUAGAACGUAAGGCCACAUUGGGUAUCAAUUUGACAGAUGUUGAUGCAAAGUAUAUACAAAAAAAAGGUGCUCGUACUAGCUGCACAUUUCACCAUUGCUUCAUCUCCAGUUAGUUUCAUUUUGUUCCAACAAAGUGUCUUAACCUUACACUGAGUGUAGCAACUCUAACACAAGGGCUCUGAGGCUGUGAGUAAGAUCGUCUUGUCAGCCAAAGCCUCAACAUUUAUACUGAAUUUCUGGUAAACUGUGAGCAGGCUCACACGUCCUAAUGAGAAACUGUUAACUGUUUUUUUGCAUCACGUAUGUUUAGGUUAAUACUUGACAACUAAGGACCACUAAACCAGGUUGCACUAAAACAGUGCGCAUACAAACUUUUUUUAAGAAUUGCUAAAGUUGUAACCACCAGUAGCAGUGAAGAAUGGUGCAAUAUAUCCUUGGUGUAAAUACUGAAGCAAGUUUCUUUCAUAUGAAGCCUGGUCAGCUCAGCUAUUUCCCAUCCAGGUAGCAGUGGGUACUCUGUGGGUAUUUUACUGCUUUUUUGUUUUUAUUUUAAGAUGCUGUCAGUGUUUUGUGUGAUUUCACAGCAAUAAUGUACCGUGUCUAUGUCCAUGCAUGUGUCAAGGUUAAGUAAGACCUAAAUACGGAUUCAAUGAAUGCAACAUGUCAGCACAGACUGUUUUACAGUAAAGAAAUUCAUUGACACUUUUUUAUGAGAGUAGCCCCCUCUAGUGGUCAGAGGUGCUACACAGUGACAGUUGCUGAUUUAAUCUCUAAAUGGAGGUCUUUGCAUUUUAAUACAAAUUCAAUGACAAGACCUUUCAGGAGAAACAAGCUACGCCCACAGAUAUUAGCUAUACGCCUGUUUAUGAAUGUGCACAUAGUAAGACUAAAGAAUAUGAGGAAAAAUUGUGUAUCACUCUGAUAGACUGUUUUACAGCAGGAAUCAAAGCUCACAGCCAUAUUUUAGAGCCAUUGCAGUGUAACUUAAUUUAAUUGCUCAAAGCAAAUGUUCUUGAGAAAUGGAAGAUGAGCCAUAAUAUACUGUACAAGGACCUACUGUAGGCAAACAUGUUUAUAUUGCUGUUUCAGUUAUAUUUGACAUUAUAUACCGUGUCUAAACAUGCAUUUUGUUUUUUGCACUGACAUUUGUCAUUAUAAACAGGUUUUGCAGUUGUCUGUAAGUAUUGUUUUUCUAAUGAAGUUGCAAGUUACUGCUAAAGCUUUGGUCUGGGCUGUUACAUCGACUCACGAUAAAGUACAUUCUCACACAAGGACUUGGCAUCUGCACAAGUAUGUUUGGCUUAUUGGGUGUAUUUUAUCACGUGAUCCAGCCACCAGUUGUACAUCACUAUUCCUUUUAUGGGUCUGGCUGACAUCAGGGAGGGCUCAGACCAAAGCUUGUGUGCAUUCAUGCAACUAUGUGAGUUUUAUAAAGAGUCAAACCUU
Molecule: messenger RNA, 4456 nt
Organism: Acanthochromis polyacanthus (spiny chromis)
Lineage: Eukaryota; Metazoa; Chordata; Actinopteri; Pomacentridae
Product: USP6 N-terminal-like protein
Exons: 14
Coding region: 289-2787 (832 amino acids)
Source: RefSeq, a predicted model, not a curated record